Capra hircus (goat) is the source of this 1075-nucleotide messenger RNA. Its product is annotated as olfactory receptor-like protein OLF3. The record is from RefSeq and is a predicted model, not a curated record. The coding region runs from base 35 to 988 and encodes 317 amino acids. Gene Ontology annotation, biological process: G protein-coupled receptor signaling pathway. Gene Ontology annotation, cellular component: membrane. NCBI's taxonomy places the organism in Eukaryota, Metazoa, Chordata, Mammalia, Artiodactyla, Bovidae. The transcript has a single exon. Gene Ontology annotation, molecular function: olfactory receptor activity; G protein-coupled receptor activity.
ACAUUCUCUGCAGAUUAGUAAUUCUCUAUUUUAUAUGGGAGCAGAUAACCAGACUUGGGUGAGAGAAUUCAUUCUCCUCGGCCUGUCCAGUGACUGGGACACCCAGGUCACUCUCUUCGUCCUGUUCUCAGUCACUUACCUGCUGACCCUGCUGGGGAACGUCCUCAUUGUUCUUCUGAUCAGACUGGACAGCCGACUCCACACUCCCAUGUAUUUCUUUCUCACCAACCUCUCCCUUGUUGAUGUCUCCUAUGCCACAAGCAUCGUUCCUCAGAUGCUGGUGCAUUUUCUUGCGGGACAUAAAGGGAUCCCGUACGUGAGCUGUGCAGCCCAGUUAUUCUUCUCCCUGGGCCUGGGUGGGAUUGAGUUUGUUCUCCUGGCCGUGAUGGCCUAUGACCGCUAUGUGGCUGUGUGCGACCCCCUGAGAUACUCAGUCAUCUUGCACGGAGGGCUCUGUGCUAGGCUGGCCGUCACAUCCUGGGUCAGUGGCUCUGUCAACUCUCUCCUGCAGACCACCAUCACCUUUCAGUUGCCCAUGUGCACGAACAAGUAUAUUGAUCACAUAUCCUGUGAAAUCCUAGCUGUGGUCAGGCUGGCCUGUGUGGACACCUCCUCCAACGAGGUGGCCAUCAUGGUGUCUAGCAUUGUGUUGCUGAUGACACCUUUCUGCCUGGUUCUGCUGUCCUACAUCAGGAUCGUCUCCACCAUCCUAAAGAUCCAGUCCACAGAGGGGAGAAAGAAAGCCUUUCGCACCUGUGCCUCUCACCUCACAGUGGUUGUCCUGUGCUACGGCAUGACCAUUUUCACUUACAUCCAGCCCAAUUCUAGCCCUUCUGUGCUUCAGGAGAAGCUGAUCUCUGUCUUCUGUGCCAUUUUGAUGCCUGUACUGAACCCCAUGAUUUACAGUCUAAGGAAUAAGGAGGUGAAGGGGGCCUGGCAGAAGCUUCUAGGACAAUUAUCUGGAUUAAUGUCAAAAUUGGCGACUUGAUAAAUCAUGAGCAUCACUUAGGCAAAAGAGCUUUGCCUGUGUGUUCUCCCACUUAACUCUGAUAUGAAGCUUCAAAUUCAUUACCCU